AUGAAACCUGUGUCGGCUGAUUUGGACAAGUUGGUGAAUCUGCAAUCAGAUCGUCACCAAGCUCUCAGGCUGGACCAAGUGGAGGAAUUACGGAACGCUUUUCGGGAGACGCACUCGGUGAUCGUUAAUUUGGAUGGAUUUAGUGAUUCAAGUUACGCCACGAAGAAUUUCCAAUCAGAAUUCGAGGAGCGUUAUAUGGACGCUUAUUGCGCUCUCGCCGAAGACUUCGACAGGCUUGGACCAGAAAAUAAUACGCCGACAGCAGCCGCCGGGAACGCCGACCCGGAGUUGCGAGUAAACAUGCCGCAAAUGUCGGUGCCUAAAUUUUCCGGUGCGUGUGUGGACUGGCCAGGCUACUACGACGCCUUCACAAGUCUAAUUCAUAACAACAACAAUUUGAGCAAUGUCCAAAGAUUGCACUUUCUUAAGGAGUCGUUGCCCAUAAGUCGUGAUAAUGACAUUCGUCAGAUGCAACUCACGGAUGUAAAUUAUGCAGUGGCUUGGGGAAUGAUGAUCAAAAGCACCGACUCUCUGCGGUCGAUGCUAAGCACGGUCAAUGUUUGCCUAGCUGCCUUCCGCCGCGUUCAAGCCUUGGGCGGGGAAUCGCAGCACUGGUUGGCGCAUUACAUAGCAUCGAAGCUGCCCAAGGAGACCCACAACGCUUGGGAGCACCACCAAGGUAGCUCUUCAACGGUUCCAUCCUAUAGGGACUUGGAAUCAUUUCUGAACGAUCGGCUAGUCAUAAUGGAUGCGAUUGAGAAUCGAAGCUCGUCGUACGACUCCAAUGCUGGCCCAGGUUCAACAGACCCGAUCAAACGCGUGCGAGUGCAUAAUGCACAGGAGCAACCAAGGCGUUCGAAUAACCCUUGUUAUCACUGUGGCGGCGACCACAUCCUACGUCGCUGUCCACCUUUCUUGGCGCUGGACUGUUACAAGCGCAAGGACAUAGUCAGUAGGGCUAAAUUAUGCGUCAAUUGCUUGAGCAAGUCGCAUGCCCUGUCUCGCUGCACCAGCAACCAAUGUUGUCAGGUUUGUGGUCAGCGCCAUCAUACGUUGCUACAUUUCCCGGUUCCGGCUCAGAACCAGUCUUCGAACGCUCAAUCGCAUCCUGCCCGGCCGCCGACACCGCAGUUUGUGACGCCGGCACCCAGGGAAACAGUGUCUGCACACAACACACAGUCCAGGUCGGAUCAAAAUCCGCACGCAUCUUACAGAUGUCAUUCGGCGACGUCAUCCAACCUUUCCUCGAAAAAUUUACUCCUCGCUACGGCUCGUAUUAUGGUACGAAACCCGACCAACGGCCUGCAAGCAGUAAUAAACGCUCUCGUCGAUCAAGGAUCUGAGGCAACCAUAGUAUCUGAACACGUUGUUCAGUCCCUUCAUUUGAAACGAUCUGCCGUCAGAGCAUCCAUUUUUGGGGUAGGACAAGGGGGCGGUCGUCGUUGCAAGUAUACGGUCAACCUUGAAAUCAACAGUAUUAAUUCCAAUUUUUCUUUAGAUGUUGAUUCCGCAUAUGUGCUCAAUUCCGUAACAUCCGGCCUCCCCAGUCUCAGCUUCUCGCCGAAGCGAUGGGAUCACAUCCAAGGGCUCCCGUUGGCUGAUCCAAAUUAUUACAGAUCGAAACGAGUUGAUCUCAUCUUGGGAGUGGACCUGUUGGCACAAAUCAUGUUGCCAGACACGAAGAUUGGAUUGCCCGACGAACCCAUAGCUCAAAAUACCCGUUUGGGGUGGAUACUAUCUGGGCGAGCAGAAGGAGUUACAAAAUCUUCCGAACUACUCUGUCAUCGAGUAACUUUGGACACGGAGUCAUUGCUCAAACGGUUCCUGAUCGUUCUACGGAAACGGAGGAGGAUACAUGGUGCGAAACAUUUUACGAUUGCCCUUUAA
Messenger RNA from Drosophila rhopaloa, 1887 nucleotides. RefSeq lists its product as uncharacterized. The transcript has 3 exons. The record is from RefSeq and is a predicted model, not a curated record. The coding region runs from base 1 to 1887 and encodes 628 amino acids. Lineage: Eukaryota; Metazoa; Arthropoda; Insecta; Diptera; Drosophilidae.